Molecule: messenger RNA, 766 nt
Organism: Lactuca saligna
Lineage: Eukaryota; Viridiplantae; Streptophyta; Magnoliopsida; Asterales; Asteraceae
Source: the annotation of a GenBank genome assembly
CAAAAAGCCUAUAAAUACGAUAACGAUCUAUUAUUACCACACCAGUUUAAGAUUUUCAGACUCAAGAAAGUGUAAACCUUCUUCCUCCCUAAAAAUGACGAUUCCGGUUAUUGACUUCUCAAAGCUCAACGGCGAAGAGAGACCUACGACAAUGUCACAGAUUGCAAAUGGAUGUGAAGAAUGGGGAUUCUUUCAGUUGGUGAAUCAUGGGAUUCCAGUAGACCUUCUGGAGAGGGUGAAGAUGGUGAGCUCUGAGUGCUACAAGCAAGAGAGGGAAGAUAACUUUUUCAAGAACUCUGCACCAGUAGACCUUCCUAUAACGCAACCAUUGAACCUGCAACCCAACUUGUAAAGAAAUUAGAAAACGAAGCGGUUAAAUUCGGAUACCCAAAGUUUCUUUUUGGUGACUACAUGUCUGUGUAUACGGAACAAAAGUUUCUCCCAAAAGAACCAAGGUUCCAGGCUGUGAGAACUGAGUCGGCAGAUAAACAUCAUGCAACUUCUUUAAAGAAAUAACAAAAUCGCUAAAUCUAUGAUAACCAAAAUGCUUGGUGUUUUAAGCUUUAACAGAAGUGGCAAAAGUGUUGCUACUAUGCAGAAUAGUGCACGAAGUUUUAUUGGGUGUACUGUGUUAGUCAUAUUGUAUGAUUUCUACGUUAAAACAAAUCUUUUUUAAUGUAAAAUGUACUUUGUGAUGUACGUAACUUGUAAGGACCGCACGUUGGUGACUCUUGGGUCUGUUGACUUUUAAUAGAUUACUUCGAUA